AUGGGGGACCAUAGCAACGACCACCUGGUCCAAUCUGACGAUCCGGACCACCCGGCGAAUCUGAUUCCGCGGCUCUGUAAACAAUUCUAUUCCCUUGGAUGGGUCACUGGAACUGGAGGCGGCACAAGCAUUCGCAAGGAUGACCACGUCUACAUUGCUCCGUCUGGCGUACAAAAGGAGCUCAUGAGACCGGAGAAUAUCUUUGUCCUUUCGUAUCCGACUCCCAAAUACCCUCCGUCUGCACGACAGUACAUUCGGAAGCCUCUGGACCUGAAGCCAUCGGCAUGUACCCCGUUGUUUCUGGCAGCAUUUGAGCGUGGUGCCGGUUGCUGUAUUCAUACGCAUUCCCAAUGGGCUGUUUUGAUCACCCUGCUCGUCGAAAAGUCUCAUGGCAAAGAAGCUUGCUUCGAAAUCAGCGACAUCGAGCAGAUCAAGGGUAUUCCUAAAGGCCCGAAAAAGGGUAUGCUUGGUUUCCAUGACACCUUGCGGAUUCCGAUCAUCGAAAAUACUCCUUUCGAGGAGGAUUUGACUGGGAGUCUGGAGCAAGCCAUGGAGCAAUAUCCGGACACGUGCGCCGUUCUAGUAAGACGGCAUGGAAUAUACGUUUGGGGCGACACUGUUGCUAAAGCCAAGACCCAAUGCGAAAGUCUGGAUUAUCUGUUUCAGCUGGCGGUGGAAAUGCACAAACUUGGGUUGACAUGGACGCAGAGCGGCUGA
This is a messenger RNA of Fonsecaea monophora, 717 nucleotides long. Its product is annotated as methylthioribulose-1-phosphate dehydratase. Gene Ontology annotation, molecular function: methylthioribulose 1-phosphate dehydratase activity; metal ion binding. Gene Ontology annotation, cellular component: cytoplasm. The transcript has 3 exons. The coding region runs from base 1 to 717 and encodes 238 amino acids. Lineage: Eukaryota; Fungi; Ascomycota; Eurotiomycetes; Chaetothyriales; Herpotrichiellaceae. The record is from RefSeq and is a predicted model, not a curated record.